CAGGCAGUGGUUGCAACAUCGCCGCGGAGGCUGCGAGAGAAGCUGACAGCGCGGAGCUGGCGCUGCCGAGCGCAGGAAGCCGUGCCGGUUCCUUCAGCCGGCGUCUGCGAGGACAGUGGCUUCUGACCCGCUCGGGUUAGGGGAUUUGCACAGACGUGAAGCAAUGCUUGUGAUUCUGCGGCUCCUCAAAACAUUGAGAAGUAUGGAUGAGUCAUCCGGGCAAGGUGUCAUUCUCCUGUAAUUGGAAUAUUGCGAUGGACCGACUGUGUCCCAAGCCUGGAGCCGUGUGGGGAAGUGGAAACCUAUCCAUCCACAUCCCCUCAUAGGCAUCACCUUUGAGAGAAGAUGAACCUAACAGCUGAGGCGCAGGAUCUGCUCUCCUAAUUAGAACAUCAUUAGCAUCUUGAAAAAGCAUUUCCCGAAACCCCACCCGUAACACAUUACUCCAGUGGCCCACCCCCCCCUUUUUUUUUAAAGAUGAUUAUAUCUCCCUUCUAUCUGCACACCCUGUUUUGUCUCCCACCCCCCCCACCCCCCGUGGAAUCUUCCCAGAGUCUAAUCUUUCUCUUGGAUUCCAAAUCAUGUCCCCUUGGGCAGAGGUCUUGGCCUUCUGCUGCUAUUUCUUUAAAUUGAUCUCCAGCCGAAUUCCGAAUGUAAAGGUCAGCAGGCGAGGAAAUGGCACUUCUAAUAGAAAACAAUGUGCACUUUCUAAAUUUGAACCAAGCCGUUUCCGCUCUUUGAUUUAAGUGACUUCCUGGGGUUCCGUGUCAGGCCCUGCAGUUGAAUCUCUGGCAGGAUUCCAACUUAAAAUUGCACUCUCUCAGUGAAAUUAGAAACUGGUCCAGGGUUGGCUUAGCUAUUCUAGUAAAUAGCAUUUAGGCUGAAUGUUCAGCUCAGCACUUGGAAAUGGGCGAUGUGAGUGCCCCUGGAGAGGAUUUCCCAUCCAAGUUGUCAGAAGCUCACCUACCCAUGGGUUAUUAGCCGCUGGAGGUUGCUGCUCUUAGAAGUGCUGCUAAUAAGUUAAUAUCCCGGACGUGCAGGCAUCAGAUAGGGCCCUUCCUUCUCUUGUGACUGAAAUAAAGGCUUGUGUUUAUCCAGCUGAUAAACCUGACGGGAGCACACAGGGGCUGUCUCUCUCGUGGUCACCACAUCCUCAGCACAACGCUUGGCUCGUUGUGCUUAACAGUGUUCAGGAAAUCCACACUGUUGCGCUCUGGGAUGGUGAUAAAUUACGGAGCACUUGCUGUAUGCCAGGGCCCCUAGAAGCCUGUUUCUCAGUGCUGUCCAGGACCUCCAGCCCCAUGGAGCCCCCGAUCCCACAGACCGCCCCCUUGACUCCCAGCUCAGUCAUGGUCCAGCCCCUUCUCGACAGCCGCGUGCCCCACAGCCGGCUCCAGCACCCACUCACCAUCCUCCCCAUCGACCAGAUGAAGACCAGCCACGUGGAGAACGACUACAUCGACAACCCUGGCCUGGCGCCCCCCACCGGCCCCAAGCGGACCCGGGGUGGGGCCCCGGAGCCGGCCUCCACGCCUCCCCGCUGUGACCAGGACGUCACCCACCACUGGAUCUCCUUCAGUGGCCGCCCCAGCUCCGUGAGCAGCAGCAGCAGCACGUCCUCCGACCAGCGGCUCUUAGACCACAUGGCGCCACCCCCCGUGGCUGACCAGGCCUCCCCGAGGGCUGUGCGCAUCCAGCCCAAGGCCAUCCACUGCAAGCCGCUGGACCUCAAGGGGCCCGCAGCGCCUCCCGAGCUGGACAAGCACUUCCUGCUGUGCGAGGCCUGCGGGAAGUGCAAGUGCAAGGAGUGCGCGGCGCCCCGGACGUUGCCCUCGUGCUGGGUCUGCAACCAGGAGUGCCUGUGCUCCGCCCAGACCCUGGUCAACUACGGCACCUGCAUGUGCCUGGUGCAAGGGGUCUUCUACCACUGCACCAACGAGGAUGAGGAACACCAGGCUGGCUUUGAAGGGCUUCAGGCAGAGGACUGCGGCCCCCUGAACGGCUGUGAGAAUGACCGCUGGUGCCUGUGCGGGGGGGAUCCCAGGGGGACAUGGCCCACAUGGCCUGUGUGGGGAUGCAUCAAAGGAAAAGACUGGAGCAGGUGGAAUGAUCCUUCUCUGGAGAAAACCAUGGCUGUGCCGAGCCAUCUCUCCCUGCUGUUGGCCAUUAAGACUUAG
Molecule: messenger RNA, 2177 nt
Organism: Myotis brandtii (Brandt's bat)
Lineage: Eukaryota; Metazoa; Chordata; Mammalia; Chiroptera; Vespertilionidae
Gene: SPRY4
Product: sprouty RTK signaling antagonist 4
Biological process (GO): negative regulation of fibroblast growth factor receptor signaling pathway; negative regulation of Ras protein signal transduction; multicellular organism development
Cellular component (GO): cytosol; membrane
Source: RefSeq, a predicted model, not a curated record